UAUAUAUGUAAUAUUUAUCAUAGCUACUGGAAACAAGCGAUUGUUAGAGUGAAAAUAAGUAUGUUGAUAACUUUGUCUUUAUUUCAAUAAAAGCCAGUAACAGUAUAUACUUGAUUUGGAAAGUUUUACAUCUUCUUUCGUCAUAAGAUGGUAGAAGAAAUUACUAAACUCAAGACAAAAACAUGCCGACCAAUACCGGCUAUCCUUUGGACUGUGGCCGAUGUUCAAAAGUGGUAUCGAAGACACUGUAGUGAAUAUCACCAGUACAACGAACUAUUUUUACAGCACGAAAUAACUGGACGAGCCUUACUUCGACUGAACGAUAACUCAUUGCAACGGAUGGGCAUACAGAAUAAUCGCGACAGAGAAGCCAUUUGGCGUGAAAUAGUCAAACAACGGCUGAAGACAGAUAUCAUGGAAAUAAGAGAUUUAGAAUUUAUGCAUAUGUAUUACGACUAAAGUUUUCGAUUGCAAAGGGGAUCCAAAAGGACAAUCGCUGUGCUAUUUUAUGGCUGCAAUCAAAUGCGAUCAAACGAUCUUGUCAAACCUUUUUGAUCGAUAAUACUUGUUUUUAUUCUGUAGGAAUGAAAAACACCUUAUUAUUAUGAAUAAACAACCAAAAAACCAAUGGAAAUUUUUGAAGUAA
This is a messenger RNA of Sitodiplosis mosellana (orange wheat blossom midge), 646 nucleotides long. RefSeq names its product protein aveugle (gene ave). Gene Ontology annotation, cellular component: cytoplasmic side of plasma membrane. NCBI's taxonomy places the organism in Eukaryota, Metazoa, Arthropoda, Insecta, Diptera, Cecidomyiidae. The transcript has 3 exons. Gene Ontology annotation, molecular function: protein binding. Gene Ontology annotation, biological process: cell surface receptor protein tyrosine kinase signaling pathway. The coding region runs from base 148 to 459 and encodes 103 amino acids. The record is from RefSeq and is a predicted model, not a curated record.